Molecule: messenger RNA, 2352 nt
Organism: Colletotrichum higginsianum IMI 349063
Lineage: Eukaryota; Fungi; Ascomycota; Sordariomycetes; Glomerellales; Glomerellaceae
Product: C6 zinc finger protein
Exons: 5
Coding region: 1-2352 (783 amino acids)
Biological process (GO): DNA-templated transcription; regulation of DNA-templated transcription
Molecular function (GO): zinc ion binding; DNA-binding transcription factor activity, RNA polymerase II-specific; DNA binding
Source: RefSeq, a predicted model, not a curated record
AUGUUCAACAGACCUUCACUUCUUUGCCUGUGCUCAACUGGGAUGAAGUACCGCAGGCACAGUAUUGGAGACAUUGAGAGCACCCACUACGGCAAGUACCGCAAGUCGGUCAGUGCCUGGCCGAACCCCGAUCGCUCUGUUGUAUAUACCCGUCCCCGCGGUCGGCUGAGCGGACUGCUCCAGGCUACCGGUGCCUAUCCUACAUCUGACAGGACCUGUCUCUCCUCAAACAAAAUGUCGGCCUCUCCUAAGGAAAAUCCCUCAUCAAAACAGCCUCGGCCUCUAGCCUGCGUUCUGUGCCAGCGCCGGAAGGUGAAGUGCGAUCGGAAUUAUCCGUGUGCAAACUGCGUCAAGUCCAAAGCAACAUGCAGUCCCAGUAUUCCAGCACCGGUGCGGAAGCGUAGACGACCCAAUGCAGAGCUGCAGGCCAGACUUGCCCGAUGCGAGGAGCUUUUGGCCAAGUAUGCGGAAGCCAGCGAGGAGCCUCUGGAUUUUGAGACCAAGACUGUUCCACCACAGUCCUCAAACAUCCCGAAAUACCAAAACAACGAACUGAAUUGGAAGCCUGCUGGAAAGCUCGUCGUGGAAGAUGGUGCUGUGCGGUUCAUGGACAACUUCCUUUGGGCCACAGUUUACGAAGAGCUGCGCGGCAUGAGAGAGCUUGUUGAACAAGAAGACGAGGCAGUUGAAGCAGAGCCACACGAUUGGGACCCCGGAGCAUCGAUGCCCGACUAUAGCGAGUAUCUGCUUGUUGGCGGAAGUGCGGCCUACGACGAUCCCCGAGACCUAUACCCAAGCGCUGGUCAGAUAUUUCGCCUGUGGCAAAUGUUUCUUGAUCGGGCCAAUUCUCUCACCAAAAUCGUCCAUGCUCCAACAUUGCAACCCUUUGUGGUCGAAGCCGCCAGUAACCCUGGAUCCUUGCCACACAAUGCCGAGGCCCUUCUCUUUGCGGUCUAUAGUCUCUCUAUUAUCACGAUGACAGACGAGGAAUGUAUGACUAUACUGGGUACUACAUGCAAGACUGCUUUCCGGCGGUUUUCCUCCGGCGUGAGAACCAGUUUGUUCCGAGCAGAUUUCCUCAAGGCCCAUGAUUUAACGACCCUUCAAGCUUUGGUUCUACAUAUGAUGUCAAUCCAGGGGAGGUGCAACAUCCAUGGAGCGUGGAUCCUCAACGGCAUCUGUGUUCGUAUUGCACAGAAAAUGGGCCUCCAUAGGGACGGGGAGCUUCUUGGUCUUCCGCCCUUCGAAACAGAAAUGCGGCGCCGAAUCUGGUGGCAAAUAUUCAUGUUAGACUCAAAGUUUUCCAUGAUAUCGGGCCUGAGCCAGUCGCUGCUCCCUCGACCAAGCGACUGCAGACUGCCAAAGAAUUUGAACGACGCCGAUCUUCAUACUGGUGCGACGGAACGAUAUCAAGAACGCGAAGGGCCGACCGAAAUGGUUAUUCCGCUGUUGAUCUACCAGAUUGGCUUCUGCAUCCAUCAACAACAGGACAUCGAGUCCCUCAUGCUCCACAGCGAACUGAGCACCCUAAGUUCGGGCAGAAGAACCAAAUUACAAUCAGCUCAGAUUAGCGGCUUUAUCAAGACUCUCGAGGAUCGACUGAACAACGUCAUUGAGAAAAACUCCGAUCCUUCUGCCGGCCCAGUACACGAGUUUGCAGGUCUGUUGAAGUCCCUUGUACUUCAGAAAAUCAAGGAGACCAGUUGCACUCCGCAGGAGCAACCAGAAUGGGGCACGGAGAUCUUGACGCCGAAAGACAACCUCUUCAAGUGGUCCGUCAUGGUAACGGAACAGAGCAUCAAUGCGUACAAGCUGAACAAGCAUCCUGGGUUCCACUGGUUCCUGAAGCUGCUCUUUCAAUAUGAUGUUGUCAUCUUGAUGGUAGGCCAGCUGAGCCAGCGCUUGACGGGAGCCUUGGUCGAAAGAGCGUGGCAACAAAUCCCCGCCCUCUACGAGUACCAUCCCGAGUUCCUCGAUCCUUCUCAAGAGUACAACAUUGCUCUGGGCAACUUCAUCUUGAGAGCGUGGAAAAUUAGAGAGGACUAUCUUUGUUCUCGACACGGAAUACAGCCAAACGAGCCAGAUUACGUAGAGACACUUCGGAAAAAUUUGGGGUCGCAUCUGAGCAGAUCUAGAGCUGGCACAGAGCCACCUCGGUCAUUAGGACCCCACGGCCAUCACCCCGCGGCCGAGGCGGACGAUGGGCAUCCUCCUCCCAUGGAUCAGCUGUUUUCGAGAUAUCUAAGCGCGAACGCCUCUUGGGAUCCUUUGGCUAUGCCAGACCCUGAACACAUCAACAGACAGCUGUCCACAUUUGAUGGACUGGACAUGGGGACUCCCACGGGCUGGUGA